AUGGCUGCGGUCAAGACGUCGCAUCUGCCCAAUGAAGACCUGCAGGCCAGCAAGCUCUUCGACGUGUCGCACGUCGUCGCGGUCGUGACGGGCGGGGGCACGGGCAUCGGUUUGAUGAUCGCCCAGACGCUGCAGUCCAACGGGGCAAAAGUCUACAUCACGGGCCGGCGACAGGAGGCGCUCGACGCCGUGGUCAAGCAGUACAGCAACGGACCGGGCAGUAUCCAUGCGUUGCCCGGCGACAUCACCAAGAAGGAAGAGUGCGUGCGGCUUGCGGACGAGGUGGCCAAGCAGGAGUCCGGCGGUGUUCACUUGCUGGUGAAUAACGCCGGCAUCGCUCGUGACGACCACACAAAGUUCUCCGCCGCAGGAAAGCCGGACACGAAAUCUGCCGAGAGCAUUUCGCAGCACAUGCUGAAAUCCGAGGUCGACGAUUGGCAGGAGACGUUCUUGACAAACAUCACGGCCCAGUUCUUCAUGUCUGCCGCAUUUCUUCCACUUCUCAGCAAAGGCCGCGACGUAACCCCUGGCUACACCAGCAGCAUCGUCAACGUCACCAGCAUCAGCGGCCUCAUGAAAGGUUCGAGCAACGGACAGUUCGCCUAUGCCAGCAGCAAAGCCGGGUUCAUCCACCUGACGCGCAUGUUGGCAAGCACGCUGGCCGAGACGAAAGUGCGCGUGAACCAGAUUGCCCCGGGCAUUUUCCCGAGCGAGAUGACGACUGGUGAAAGCGACGAGACUCAGAAGAGCGAACUGAGUUCUGAGAUCAGCAAUCCUGCAGGUCGAGGGGGCGGCGAUGCGGACAUGGCAGCGACCAUCCUGUACUUGGUUGGCAAGGGUGGACUGUUCCUGAACAACCAGCUUCUCCACCCUGAUGGCGGUCAAAUGCUGAUUGCGCCGGCGGCGAUUUAA
Fonsecaea nubica is the source of this 912-nucleotide messenger RNA. RefSeq lists its product as hypothetical. The transcript has 3 exons. NCBI's taxonomy places the organism in Eukaryota, Fungi, Ascomycota, Eurotiomycetes, Chaetothyriales, Herpotrichiellaceae. The record is from RefSeq and is a predicted model, not a curated record. The coding region runs from base 1 to 912 and encodes 303 amino acids.